AUGGUCAAAGACAACGAAUACACCACAAAGGGCCUCCCCCCUCCUCCCAAUGUCUCCGUAACCACCAAGCCCAUGGCCGGCCUGCUCGUCGACGUCUACGGCCUCGAGGAACUCCCCCCCGCGCCCGCGCCAGUGACGUGCCUGUGGCUGCUCCAUCCCCGGACGCGCGCAAGGGGCAUCAUGCACGACAUUGCGCGACGGGCCGUCUACGCAUGGAACCAGAGCCAGCAGAGCAGUCUAUCAAAGCAGCAGCAGCAGCAGCAGCAGCAGCAGCAGCACAGUCAGAGGGGCCUCGUGGCGCUGGUAUUCGACAUGCCGAACCACGGCUCCCGGACGGUGAGCGCGCUCGCCAACGGGGCGUGGGACGAGGGCAACGAGCAGCACGCCAUGGACAUGCUGGGCUUCGUGAGGGCCGGCGCGGCGGACGUGAGCCUGCUCAUGGACCAGGUGGGCGGGUAUCUGGGCAGGGGCCAGGAGGUGGACGGGCACGUUUGCCUGGGGUGGAGCCUGGGAGGGCACGCGGCGUGGGAGAGCUGGUUUGCGGAGGAGAGGGUGGAUGCGGCGGUUGUGGUUGUGGGAUGUCCAGAUCUUGCGGGUCUGUUGAGUAGUCGUGCUGCGGCAUCAAAGCUGGAUUGCGGCGAGACGGGGUUCUUGGGCAGCAAGUAUUUCCCGGCCGAUACCAUUGCCGCCAUUCGAAAGAGUGAUCCGAAAGGCAUUCUCUUCGGCACGGAGCCCGUUCCCUCACUGCCCCUCUCCCAGUCUGAGCAGGAUCGGUUGCGUGCCAUCUUUGACGGCCGCCGCAUCAGGGGCAAGAAGCUGCUCUUGUGCUCGGGGGCCGCAGACGAGCUGGUUCCGUACAAGCACGCGCAGCCGCUCAUUGGCGUCUUGAAGGACGCUGCGGAGGGGUGGUACAAGGAUGGCGGGCUGGAGGUGGAUGAUCGAGUGUACGAGGGUGUUGGACACAAGUUUUCGGCGGAGAUGGUGAGCGAUGCCGUGGAUUUUCUGGUGAGGGUUGUUGGGGAGGGGAGACGUGGAAGGGAUGGUGGUGAGGCGAGAGCGAAGAUGUGA
Messenger RNA from Trichoderma citrinoviride, 1068 nucleotides. RefSeq lists its product as hypothetical. The coding region runs from base 1 to 1068 and encodes 355 amino acids. NCBI's taxonomy places the organism in Eukaryota, Fungi, Ascomycota, Sordariomycetes, Hypocreales, Hypocreaceae. The record is from RefSeq and is a predicted model, not a curated record. The transcript has 2 exons.